This is a messenger RNA of Castor canadensis (American beaver), 3386 nucleotides long. NCBI's taxonomy places the organism in Eukaryota, Metazoa, Chordata, Mammalia, Rodentia, Castoridae. The record is from RefSeq and is a predicted model, not a curated record.
GCCUACCCACCUAAAGACUACAACUUCCACAGAGCCUCGCGCGGAGAUCUGGCCUCCAUGAGUCAGGUGAUUCGGGUCAGGUGACAGCUGGCCCGCCCUCACACAAAGUCAACCUUGCCCGGGGAACCCGUACAUUCCGAAGCGGCAUCUGGCGCGUGGUUGCUGUGUCCGGUGAGGUCGGUCCCCUGAGCCUGGGAGGCUCUCAAGUGAGGGCCGGCGCGGCACGGAAGGCCUCCCUGCAUUUCCCCCGCUGACCCUUGAGGCCCAGAGACUGGACCAGCAAAUCCGUGGGGCAGCCUGCCGCAGGUCCAGGCCCUCUCGGCCGCGCCUGGAUUCGUGCCACCAGUCCCGGAACGCUGAACAGCCCCAGGUUGAAAGGCCCGGGUGUUGGUGAGCGAAGGCAGGAACACCGGGCUUCUGGGUUCUGAGAAAUCAGAGAACAUGAUAAGCAACUGGCUGCUUAUUUUUAUCCUUUUUCCCCUGAAGCUUGUAGAGAAAUGUGAGUCGACAGUCAGCCUCACCGUUCCUCCAGUUGUGAAGCUAGAAAAUGGCAGCUCAACCAGUGUCAGCAUCACCCUUGGGCCUCCAUUAAAUGCAACCUUGAUGAUCACUUUUGAAAUCACAUUUCGUUCAAAAAAUAUUACUAUCCUUGAGCUCCCUGAUGAAGUUAUAGUGCCUCCUGGAGCAACAAAUUCCUCUUUUCAAGUGACAUCUCACAAUGUUGGACAAGUGACAGCUCAUCUGCAUGGAAAUCAUUCCAACCAGACCAGCCCAAGGAUACUCUUCUUCGUGAUCCGCAGCAAUGUCAUUAGUGUCAUAAACCAAGUGAUUGGCUGGAUAUAUUUCGUGGCCUGGUCCAUAUCCUUCUACCCUCAGGUGAUCAAGAACUGGAGACGGAAAAGUGUCAUUGGUCUGAGCUUUGACUUCUUGGCCCUGAACCUGACGGGUUUCGUGGCCUACAGCGUGUUCAACAUCAGCCUCCUGUGGGUACCCUACAUCCAGGAGCAGUUUCUCCUCAAAUACCCCAACGGUGUGAACCCUGUGGACAAUAAUGAUGUCUUCUUCAGCCUGCAUGCAGUCGCCCUUACCCUGAUUGUCAUCCUGCAGUGCUGCCUGUAUGAGCGAGGCAACCAGAGUGUGUCAUGGCCUGCCAUUGGCUUCCUGGUGCUCGCAUGGCUCUUUGCCUUCAUCACCAUGGUUCUGGCUGCAGUCGGGGUGACCACAUGGCUGCAGUUUCUCUUCUGCUUCUCCUACAUCAAGCUUGUCAUCACACUGAUCAAGUAUUUUCCACAGGCCUACAUGAACUUUUACUACAAAAGCACCCAGGGCUGGAGCAUUGGCAGUGUGUUCCUGGACUUUACGGGGGGCAGCUUCAGCCUCCUCCAGAUGUUCCUCCAGUCCUACAAUAACAACCAGUGGACAUUGAUCUUCGGAGACCCAACCAAGUUUGGACUUGGCAUCUUCUCCAUCUUCUUCGAUAUAGUCUUCUUCAUCCAGCACUUCUGUCUGUACAGAAAGAAACCUGGGUAUGACCAGCUGAAUUAGUCCCCAGAGACCCAGUGUAAACAGCCUGGUCCUGGGCCCAGGUGGGGAAGGCUGCACCCAAUGAAGGCCAGAGGAGAAGCAGCUGGCAUGCAGGUCUGGCCUGAUGUGCCAGCAGAGAAGCGCUCCCUUCCUCAGGGCCAAAUGCCUUAAACUCAACCAGCCUGCCUUUCAUCCAGGCCCCUCCUGGGCUUAGGAAGACCCUCCCUCGGGGACAGAUACCUGACUCUGCUCCAAGACUGAAAGCCAGAUCUCAAGUUGGGCCUCCCAGGCCAGACAUCUGGCCCUCCUGCAUCUUGAUGCACCAUCUCUCUUUUCUUUAAGGCUUCAGGCAGCAUGCACAGGUCCUGACAGCCAUCCCAUGCAGAAUUGGGAGCUGAGUUUGCAGCCGAAGGCCUUGCCCCAAACAAGUGUUUCUGGGAGCAGCUUGAAGGGCUGACCUUGCAGCUGGGAGAGCCAAGAGAGCUUUGCUGCCACCACUGUGUUCACAGGGACCAAGCAGCCAGGUGCUGUGGCUGAUGAACUCAAAGGUGCUAAUCCUGGUGCUGGUGGUUGAGGGGCAAGGAUUGUGGGAUUAGGCCUUGGGGUCCUUUCUCUGAAGGCCAUUUUCCUGACACACACUCAUUCUAACUCAGCUUCCACAACUGCAGUAACAGGUGGCUCAGGCCAGGACCUGGUAGAGUAUUUCUGAGCCCUGAAGUGCCUGCCAGAUAGGUUCUGAACUGGACGCAUGCCCAGUGCCCUCUGGAUGUUUAAUCACACAGAUAUCACACUAACCCCUUUAAAAUUUUUGGGAGGGUCAUUUCUGAAGUGGCUUGCUCUCUUUUUCCCUUUCCUGCCUCUGCUUUCUGAGAGUUACGUGCAGGCAUGUUUGAUCAACCUACUCCUCCUAACCCAGCACCUGUAGAGCAGGACAUGUGCUUUCUACCAGCCUGUGCCUUAGAGGCCUGCCAGUCCCCUGGAUGGGAGGGCAGGCCCCUUUCCUGGCUUUCCCCAGAACCCCCAACCUGGGACUCUCCAAUUUUUUGGUUGUUGAGGAAUCUCAGAGAACUAAAGCCCACCUCACACAAUGCUUAUGGGCCCAGCCCUGAUCUUAAACCUUCCUUCCCACCCCAAGCUGUUCAGUGGGACCCAAAACAUGCCUUUUAUGUGCCCUGAGUUUAUCAAGCCACUCUUUUUUACAAGUCCAAUGUGAGGGGCCUGUGCCUUAUUUUAUUUUUACUGUAUUGGUGGGGACUGUCUCCUUAAUUAAAACUUGGUUUGUUUUCUUUGUGCACACUGAGUAUUUGCUAGGUGCAGAAGGCAGCUAAGUCAGCCUUCAGAACCAAGUCCAUGGGGCUUAGGGAGCCAGCCUUGCUCACCUCAUGCAAAGGACCAAGUAGGGCUGUGGAGUUCACUGACCCAAGGUGGCUGCAUGCUGACCCCCACUUCAUCAGGGAAGCCCUGAUGAAGGUACAAGACACCAGCCCAGUCAGGGCCAGGUAGGUCUGUCUCACAGGUACCCUAUCUGCCACCAGCAUGCUGGAAUUGUGACGGGUCGGAAAAGAGUUUUAAGGGCAGGACACCACUGGAAGCAGGGGCACAAGGAUCUUAUGUCGCAUGGUUCCUCUACCUAAUUGUAGUAAUUGUCAAGGAAUUUAAGUUCUGUUUCCCUAGAGCAGGAAUUGCAAACCUGUCUUAUUAGGGCCACCCAAUGAUUUUUAUAUAAUGUUUUAUUGGGCUGGCAUGAUGGUGCACAUCUGUAAUCCCAGCUGUGUAGGGGGGAUGAAGCAGGAUGAUCAAGAGUUUGAGGCCAGCUUCAAGUACAUAGCAAGACUGUGUCUCAAAAACAGGGGUUGGGAGGG